AUGGUCUCUGUCCAUAAUGUAAAUGAGUUAGCGAAAGUUAAAAAGUUCCAGUACCUUCUCACGUCAUUGAAGGGCGAGGCACUGGACUUGGUAAAAGGGUUAGACAUCACCGACUCAAAUUACGAUGUGGCUUGGGAAAUAUUAUGUCAGCGCUUUCAAUGUGAAAGAAGGCAUAUUUUUCAUCACUUCAACGGGUUGCUUGACUUGCCAGAAGUGAAGGAUGUCCAGCAAAUUCCUGCACUUCUGACAAAAUACAGGGAGCACACCCAGGCAUUGGAGGGCCUCGAUCACAAACUGUCCGAGUACUCUUCAAUGCUCACUGCAGUCAUGGUACAAAAGUUAAAUAAUUACUUUCGAAAACGGUUUGAUGAUUUUCGAGGCACGGAAACGAAAUAUCCCACCAUCGAUAGCCUAGUGGAUUUCCUCGAAAAAGAGUGCCUUCAAUUAGAUGGUUCGGCAGCCAAGUCAACUAACCCGAAACACAAGCAACCACCAUCAAAGCAGACGCUCACGGCCUCAGUUAAGCCGAAACAGAGUUCGUCUCAACAAAAAUGUCCAUGCUGCACUCAAGACCAUCCCAUUUAUUUUUGCGAAUCAUUUUUAGCUAAAUCAAUCCCUGAACGCCGAUCAUUCGUCAAAGAGAAAAACCUGUGUUUCAACUGCAUGAAAUUCAAUCACUCCAGUUCGGUUUGUAAGAACCAAUACACCUGCAAAACAUGUCAUAAAAGGCAUAAUUCACUUCUACACUUAGAAGACACGUCAACUCAAGAUUCAUCAAAAUCUCCCAAAACAGCUAUGGUUUCCAACUCAAAACCAAAGGAAUACGCAUGCAUUCUAGGAACUGCUCUAGUUCUAGUCAAAGAUUCAUUUGGCGGUUAUCAACCUGUCAGAGGACUCAUCGACAGCGCUGCCAUGUCUACAUUUAUAACUAAGCGCUGUGCAAACAAAUUGGGUCUAAAAAUCCACAAAGAAGCGCCUCCAAUUUCAGGGUUAGGCAAUCAAGCAGUCAAUGAUAUUCAUGGUACUGUGGAAUGUGAGAUCAAGUCUCGCAUUGAAUCGUAG
Molecule: messenger RNA, 1062 nt
Organism: Bemisia tabaci
Lineage: Eukaryota; Metazoa; Arthropoda; Insecta; Hemiptera; Aleyrodidae
Biological process (GO): DNA integration
Molecular function (GO): nucleic acid binding
Source: RefSeq, a predicted model, not a curated record